GGGGGAAGGGAAGUCAAGCUGAAGAUACCGACACACGUGAAGGGUCCACGUGAAGACAGGCCAAUGAUCAAAGACUAAACCGAAUGAGGAAACUCCUUACUUUGUUGCGGCCAUUCCCAUAGUCGACCUCACUACCCAUUAUCGACAUCACCACCGUCUAACCUCCAAUCAGUCCUCCGGUACAUUUUCAAUCGUAUCCCACAGCACAAAAUCACAAUGUCUUGGUUAGGAAAGAAGUUCCCUGCGCCUGUCGCAAAGCCAAUGGCUCCUUUCUUCGUUGCCGGUGCCGUCAUCAUGUACGGAAUCAACUCUGCUGCUAUCGCAAUGUCCAACAGCGAGGAGUUCAAGAACGACCCUAGAAACCCAAACGCAAAGACCCCAAAGCCAGCCGAGAAACACUAAAUGGGAGAAACGUAUGAUGGGGGGCAUGAUGACUGGGAACUUCCAUAGAUCGAACCUAUGAUAGAUCGGUUGAACGGGGCAUUCGUUCCCGUGAUGGAUGAUGUGUAAAUUAGGAGACAAUGAAAUCAUCUGGUGUCCUAUAAAGGAAGAUGUUACACUGUGAUCUAUCAUCCAAGUUUGAGGAUACUAAUGAUAUCUUGAGUUUGACCUGAAAAUUAGUCGUUUCGAGCAAAACUUCAUGGCAUGAGGGUGGGGGGACUGAGGGGCAUUGAAUGAAUAGCCUCGAGCGGGGAUAUUGCAUGCCUAAUAAGUUCUAUUGUAUCUUCUCCUUCUCACCAUGGUACGAGUAUAAGGGUGUAGUAUGAAACAUUUGUCUUUGAAGUUGUAUUUUCAAAGAUGUGAAUUGCUUUGAAUUUAAAUUGAUUAGUGGCA
This is a messenger RNA of Botrytis cinerea B05.10, 834 nucleotides long. RefSeq lists its product as hypothetical. The record is from RefSeq and is a predicted model, not a curated record. Gene Ontology annotation, molecular function: proton transmembrane transporter activity. Lineage: Eukaryota; Fungi; Ascomycota; Leotiomycetes; Helotiales; Sclerotiniaceae. Gene Ontology annotation, biological process: proton motive force-driven ATP synthesis. The coding region runs from base 217 to 402 and encodes 61 amino acids. The transcript has 5 exons.